AUGAAAGAAGAUGAUAUGGCAUGGCUUUAUGAAGCAUAAUUAAGCUGAUGCAUGCAGCAUACAAUGCAUGGCUGCAAAUGUAUUUCCCACUGUGUAUUGAUACCUAUAUUUCCACAUCAAUAAUGAAAGUUUAUUUAGUUAUAUUACCCUCAAUAUACUCAGGGAGUCAGGGGUGGGAAUAAUAUCCAUUGAAAUAUUUGACCAUAUGGGAGUAAAAGAGCAGGUUUUGGCCCACCUCGUUUGUCAAAGUGUCCGUCUAGACGUUCAUUCCUAGCGGCCCGUUUGUCUUUAGCCCAGUUGUCCGUGUGGAGUUUGUAUCCAACGGCCUGUGGCCCGUUUAACACGAUUGCUCGUCUGGAAGUCCAUACCCAGCGGCUCGUGGUCCUUUAGGUGUUGGCGCUCAAAAAAAAAGUCAAGGGAAUGGGAGUUCAUUUGCAAGUGGUCAACCGGUUAGAUUCAAAAUGGCCAGGUUGUCCACUUGAGGGGGAGUGUUAAGAGUAUCCCACAUCGGGAAAGUGGCUAUGUUGGUGAUGGUGAGAGUGGAGCAAUUAUGGUGGAGGGGGAUGGUGGAGAUGGUCGGAGAAUGGAUCGGUGGUGGAGCUGACGACAAUGGCUGGGCUGGUGGCGAGGAGGGGAGGGGCUACGGUGGAGGCUGUGGUGGGUUCUCAAUGGUGGCAGGGUUGGGAAAGGAAGGGGAGGCACCAUCGCCACCACUGUCGCCUGCAACAUCUCAGUUCGUCGUGCCACCGCACACAGAUCUGCCAUGUCGCCCUAUCUCCCUUUCUUAAGUAUUAGAUUUCAGAAGUAUUUGGGUUCCCUAUUGACAUAUUAAUUGAGUUUUUCUUUACCUUGAGCUGCGUUUGGAUGCUUUUGGAUGGUGAUUUGGUGCCGGAAAAUGAGGGCCAACCGUUGUCAAUGACGGUUGGUCAUUUGGCUGCCAUAAUGGGAGCCGUGAGAUGGAUGAUGGUCAUCGGUAGUAUUAUUGCAGAGUGAGAUAAUGGUCUCAGCAAUGGUGCAGAGUGUGAUGGUGGUGAUUUUGAUGUUGGUGAAAAAUAAAGGGCAACAAUAAUG
This is a messenger RNA of Cuscuta campestris, 1071 nucleotides long. Lineage: Eukaryota; Viridiplantae; Streptophyta; Magnoliopsida; Solanales; Convolvulaceae. The record is from the annotation of a GenBank genome assembly.